AUGUAUCUCAAACACGCCAUUGCUGCUGCCGCGCUCGUCCUCACUGCGAGUGCGCAGAACUACCUCACCGACCUCCCAUCUUGCUCUCUUCUAUGUUUGCACGAUGGCAUUCUUAAGGCCACCAAUUGUGAAGUUCUCGACUACGCAUGCCACUGCACUGAUGAGAACUACCCCAAGAUCCAGGCCGCGUCGAUCGACUGCCUCAAGGAAACCUGUGGCAGCGAAGAAGCUCUGAAUGUUGUUGUUCCUGCUACCAAAGCCGUGUGUGCCGUGGCCCGCGCCGCGGCGAGCGCCUCGGCUGCCAUCUCGAGGGCCAAUGCCACCGCUACCAAGUCUACUGCCGGAGGCUCUGCCACCGCGCCGCCUGCAUCUAUUACUGGCGACGGAAAGGGUAGCAAGACUCCUACUGUCAGUGGAACGCCUGGCCCAACGACGAGCGCGGCGGUCGUCAGUGGCAAUGGUGCAGUGGCCAAGAGCGCCUCCCUGGGUCUGGCUUCACUGCUCUUCCUUGCUGCCUUCAUUGUUUAG
Molecule: messenger RNA, 528 nt
Organism: Thyridium curvatum
Lineage: Eukaryota; Fungi; Ascomycota; Sordariomycetes; Thyridiales; Thyridiaceae
Exons: 2
Coding region: 1-528 (175 amino acids)
Source: RefSeq, a predicted model, not a curated record